AUGCAGAUGCAAGAGCCAUGGAUUGUCACUGCAACAAUUUUUGCAGCUCUACUCUUUUUAACAACAGGGUCGAUCUCAGAAGCUGAAAAAAUUGUAGCUUUGCCGGGCCAGCCAAAGGUCAGUUUUCAGCAGUAUGCAGGAUAUAUAACCGUUGAUGAGAAGCAGAAGAGAGUUCUUUUCUACUACUUUGUUGAAGCAGAAAUAGACCCAGCUACAAAGCCUCUAGUUCUUUGGUUAAAUGGGGGGCCUGGUUGUUCAUCCGUUGGAGCUGGAGCUUUUUGUGAGCAUGGACCUUUUAAACCAAGUGGAGAGAUCUUGCUGAAAAAUGAUUAUAGUUGGAAUAAAGAAGCAAAUAUGCUAUACCUGGAAUCACCUGCAGGAGUUGGCUUCUCCUACUCUGCUAAUGAAUCUUUCUAUACCUCUGUGAACGAUGAGAUUACAGCACAAGACAAUCUAGUAUUUCUUGAGAGAUGGUUCGACCAAUUCCCAGAAUACAAAAGCAGAGAUUUCUUCAUCACAGGAGAAAGCUAUGCAGGUCAUUAUGUUCCACAACUUGCACAACUUAUAGUUCAAUCCAAAGCAAAAUUCAAUCUGAAAGGAAUAGCAAUAGGAAAUCCACUGCUAGAAUUCAAUAUGGAUUUCAAUUCACGUGCCGAGUUCUUUUGGUCUCAUGGAUUGAUAUCAGAUUAUACCUAUGAAAUUUUCAACACAGUUUGUAACUACUCCCAAAUCAGGAGGCAGUCUCAAAGUGGGUCUCUUUCCGUCCCUUGCUCUACCGUAAUUAACCAAGUCUCGAGAGAAGUUAGUAAAUAUGUCGACACUUAUGAUGUUACUCUUGAUGUCUGCUUAUCCACGGUGGAAUCCCAAUCCCGAGUGUUAAAUCAAAUGGAAUAUACAGGGCAAAUAGAUGUCUGUGUAGAAGAUGAAACAAUCAAAUACUUGAAUAGAAAAGAUGUACAGGAAGUUCUCCAUGCUCAGCUUGUUGGAGUCAAUCGAUGGACUGUAUGCAGCGAUAUCGUCAAAUACGAGAUGGAAAAUCUAGAAAUUCCCACAGUUCCUCUUCUUGCCAGGCUUGUCAAGUCCGGCGUUCGGGUUCUUGUUUACAGUGGAGAUCAAGAUUCAGUGAUCCCACUCAUUGGAACAAGGACACUAGUGAAUGGAUUAGCGAAGGAGUUGCAACUAAACACAACUGUUCCAUACAGAACCUGGUUCCAGGGAAAACAGGUUGCUGGGUGGACACAAGUAUAUGGUGAUAUAUUAUCUUUUGCAACCAUUAGAGGGGCAUCCCAUGAAGCUCCAUUUUCACAACCAGAGAGGUCUAUUGUGCUGUUUAAUGCAUUCUUGGAAGGAAAGCAAGCACCACAAGCUACUGAGCAAAUUCAUAUUUAA
This is a messenger RNA of Dovyalis caffra, 1389 nucleotides long. Lineage: Eukaryota; Viridiplantae; Streptophyta; Magnoliopsida; Malpighiales; Salicaceae. The record is from the annotation of a GenBank genome assembly.